UUCCUUUUGAGGGACAAGACAGUAAAGGUUAGACCAUUACCCCAUCUCAGGUAUCUAGGUGUUGGAAAUAUUCCACUGAGCUGGAUGGUUCUAGCUUGUGUCUCAAGAAAUAAAAGGCAGUCCGCUGAGCUCACCCCUGUGAACUGAGGAUCAGGCUAAAGCAACCUCCUGGACACAAGGGGCAACCACCACUGUCUUUCUCUUUGACUCCUGUCUGCACCCCUCCCCCAGGCUGCUGGGUUAAUUGGCCACUAGAGAGGAGAAGUCCUGGCUAAGAUUCAGGUCCCAGCAGUAGGCUGAUUUGUCGGUGAACCCCAAGCUUGUACUAGGGCAUUCUAGGUCUCAGCCACCUCCACCCACCACGCCAGGGCAACCUGUUCCAUGCUUGGCUGGCUUCUGAGGGAACCUUUAUAUUCUAUGUUGUGAGGCCCAUGGGCACCAGGCCAAGGCUGUUGGAAGCCUGUUGCACAGCUUCAAGAACAUAGUAAAGGAGGAGAGAAUGCAGCAGCCCAGUGGAUCCUCAGACUCUGGUGUCUAAGGAUGCAAGAAAACAGUCCCAGGCCUGGAGGAGGAUUAUGUGUGGCCUUGAAUAGUAGGGUCAGCGUCCAGCACCUAAAGCGUCCGUCCGUGCCUGUGUCAGGAAGCACAGACAGGCAGUGCCCACGGUAACGGCCUCGAAUCUAUGAAGCCCCAACCAACCCAUUACAAGGACCACCACGUCUCUAUACGCCAAGAGCCAACCAGGACCUUGGUCCCGCCCAACUCCAGAAAGCCAACAAAGCACAAGACCCGCACCACUUCCGCCCAGGGCCGGAAGUGUCUGGGAAACUGGUUGUAGCUCGCAGUGCGUAGUGACGCACUUCCUCGUGUCGGACCCGGCCCAGGUGGCUUCCGACGGACGACGCUAGAAGCCUCAACCCUUUGCGAUUGGCAGUUAACCCUAGAGUAUUGUGGGAAUCACGGCUCCGCCUUUUCCCCUUUCGUCAUUUCUGGGUGGAUUUCCGUGUGCGCUCCGGUCUUCGGGAUGGCACACAUGUUACAAGUCCCGGCAGGCAUUAGGCAGUGACCCCAUUGCCUUCUGGGAGUUGUAGUUUCUCGGGCGCUGAAGCCACAAUAUUCUGAUAGCCCGAGACUCGGUUUCCCAGGAAUCCAAGCGAGAUUGAACAGGCCGGAAUCCCGUGGAACUGGCGGGACGCUGCGGGAAAGGUGGCAGGUUAUUGAAGCGUGUACGGAUGCUGGAACGGUGGGACGGAUGUCAGGUCUUAUGGCGGAGACAGAGGCCGGCUUGGAGGUUGAGGAACCCACCGAGGAUGACACCCUGCCUUCUGACACCGUCUCCCUCAGCGACUCGGACUCUGACCUCAGCUUACCUAGUGGUGUGGAGGUCCAAGCGUUGUCCCCAGAGAGGCUUUCUGGGGAGAGCCAGGAGGACUCGGGCCCUGAUGACCCUCCCUCGCACCCCACGGGCAUUCCCACCACUGCAGUGCAGCCGUUCCACCUCCGAGGCAUGAGCUCCACUUUCUCCCAGCGGAGCCACAGCAUCUUUGAUUGUCUGGAGAGUGCAGCCCGGCAGGAACCGUGCUCUGCUCCCCAAACCAGUGUGGUUGACAAUUGCAGCUUCAAGCGGCCUGUGGCUCCCCCAAGUCAGACUCCAGCAAGAAGCUUGAGCAGAGUGCAUGGGAACACUGACCCGACCAGGGUACACCCUGUCCCUGACUAUGUGUCACACCCUGAGCGUUGGACCAAAUACAGUCUGGAAGAUGUGUCUGAAACCAGUGAGCAGAGCAAUCGUGAUGCUGCCCUGGCCUUCCUGAGCUCUCGAAGCCAGGCAUCCCCCACAGACUAUGUGCCCUUUUUCAACCAGGACCCCUCUAGCUGUGGGGAGGGAAGAGUGGUCUUCACCAAACCAGUGCGGGGCAGCGAGGCUAGGGCUGAGAGGAAGAGGGUCCUAAAGAAGGGGGUUGUGUCAGGUGCAGGGGGUGAGGCCUCAGUGGAGCUAGCCCAUCUCGCCGGGCCUGAGGCUGAGGAAUGGAGUGGCCACCAGGGACAGCCAGAGGUGGUAGUGCCUUCAGAAGCUGCCCGUCCUGAGUCCUCAUCAGGCCCCAUAGGUAUGAAAACUGUUGGUUUCCAUGGCAGCAAGAAGCGGAGCAGAGACCACUUCCGGAACAGGGAUAGUAACCCGGAGGGGCCAGGGUCUGAGAGAGGACCCUCAGUUUGACUGCAGUGCCAUCGCUCUACCUCCUCACCUGCCCAGUCCAGGUGGGACAGUGUGGGCUCUCUGUAGUAGGGAUGUGUGGGCCUCAACUCUGGCAGAGACUGGGAAUUGUGGGUCAGGGGACCUUGAAGGCCUUUGUGCCCCAUUGUUUGGGGUGAAUAAUAAAGGUUUUGAGUAUUUACUGAA
Rattus norvegicus (Norway rat) is the source of this 2401-nucleotide messenger RNA. It is a transcript of the gene Tssc4, whose product is annotated as tumor suppressing subtransferable candidate 4. Gene Ontology annotation, cellular component: nucleus; cytoplasm. The record is from RefSeq and is a predicted model, not a curated record. Lineage: Eukaryota; Metazoa; Chordata; Mammalia; Rodentia; Muridae.